Messenger RNA from Oncorhynchus gorbuscha (pink salmon), 6980 nucleotides. It is a transcript of the gene l1cama, whose product is annotated as L1 cell adhesion molecule, paralog a. The record is from RefSeq and is a predicted model, not a curated record. The coding region runs from base 445 to 4323 and encodes 1292 amino acids. The transcript is spliced from 30 exons. Gene Ontology annotation, molecular function: protein binding. Lineage: Eukaryota; Metazoa; Chordata; Actinopteri; Salmoniformes; Salmonidae. Gene Ontology annotation, biological process: cell-cell adhesion.
CGGCUGAGAGAGAGGGAGAGAGGGUGUGUUUUUGAAUCACUGCAGCAUCAGAACAGCGAGAGGAGAGGGCACAAUCAAUUUGAUAGAGAAGAAGAAAAGGAAGAACUAGGAAGAAAAAAGGGAGGACAAGGAGUUGCCAGAGGAAAAGAAGGAUCAACACCCCCGAGGCCGUCGUUUAAACCUGUGGAGACGAAGACAGCAGGAGGGCGUGGACCUGAGCGAGAGAGAGAGAGAGAGAGAGUAAGAGAGGGAGAAAAGAGAGAGAGGCUGAAAGCAAAAGGAAACCAGGUAGAAGAAAAGGAAGAGUGGGUGUGACAACAGAGAGAGAGAGAGAGAUAGAGAGAGGCUGAUACACACGCUCGCUCGGCAGGAGUGUGUCCAGAUUGCCCUCUGUGUGCGUUUUGUGUGUGUUGAGCAGGUGGGACUUUGAUGGGACAGUGAGCAAUGCCUCGCACGCAGCGACAGCAGGUUGGCAGUAGGGGGCGACGCACCCCUCUCCCCCUCCUCCUCCCUCUCUUCUCCCUCCUCCUAUCCCACACUCCUCAGCUCAGCCAAGCAGCUAUACACAUACCUCCUAACUACCAAAUAAAUGAAUUCAUAAAGCCCCCAGUGAUCACCACCCAGCCUGAGUCCAUCACCGUGUUCGGUGCUGAAGACAUCCUCCUGACCUGCGAAGCCUCAGGAAACCCUCCUCCGGAGUUUCGUUGGAAAAAGGAUGGGGUGGAAUUUAUCCCAGCCAAUUACCCGGGCCUGUCGAUGUCUCUGGGUUCCGGAACCUUCAUGACAACAGGGGCAGGGUCAGGACCCAUGAGCCAAUACCAGGGCAAAUACAGCUGCUACGCUGAUAACGAGCUGGGCACCGCUGUCUCUAAAGAGGUCCAGCUCAUCACUGAGAACACCCCGGCCCUCCAGAAAGAGAAGAAGGUGAAAAAGAAGGUGGAAGAAGGAGAGAGUGUGAUACUGAAAUGUAACCCUCCUUUCAGCACUGUUCCUCCUGUCAUCCACUGGAUGGACAAGAGACUCCGUCACAUUGAGCUGAAUGAUCGCGUGACUCAAGGCCGGGACGGGAACCUCUACUUCUCUCACGUUACAGCUGACGACAACCGCAACGACUACACCUGUAAUGCCCAGUACCUUAGUGCUCGCACCAUCCUCUCCAAGGAACCCAUCAGCCUCACCGUAACCAUCUCUAACUCAGUGGUGCGGAAUCGAAGACCCCAGAUGAUGAGGCCCUCAGGGGCUCACAGCACUUACCACACCCUCCGCGGCCAGAGCCUGGAGCUGGAGUGCAUCGUCCAGGGCCUCCCUACCCCUACAGUCCAGUGGGUGAGGAAGGACGGUCAGCUGUCCGAGUCUCGUACACUCAGAGAUCUGUCUGACCGCCUGCUGCGCUUCAGUAACAUCUCAGAGAGCGACGGGGGAGAAUACCAGUGUUCAGCCAACAACUCACAGGGCACGGUCACACACAUCUACACCGUCAGCGUCGAAGCUGCUCCGUACUGGACCAAGGAGCCCGUGAGCCAGCUUUAUGCCCCAGGAGAGACAGUGAGACUGGACUGUCAGGCCGAUGGCAUUCCCUCGCCUGCUGUCGCCUGGAGCAUGAAUGGAAAUCCCAUCACAGGUAUAGACCUGGACCCCAGGCGUACUGUGAGACAUGGAACUCUGAUUCUGAGAGAUGUGGUCAUCACUGAUACAGCAGUCUACCAGUGUCAGGCCCACAACAAACACGGAACCAUCCUAGUCAAUACCUACAUCUUUGUCAUCGAGCUGCCGCCUCAGAUCCUGAGUGCGGACGGACAGACAUACACUGUCACAGAGGGACAGAAGGCUGGUCUACACUGUCAGACCUUUGGGUCUCCCAGACCUAAAGUUACAUGGGAGGUGGACAAUGGCGCGUCUCUACUGGCUGACCCCAGGGUUAACCUGCUGACCAAUGGAAGCCUCCAGAUCACCAACAUCUCCCAUGACGACGAGGGCCUGUACACCUGCUCCAUCAGCAACACCAACAUGUCAAUCAACGCUGAGCUGGAGGUGCUGAACAGGACAGUGAUCCUGUCUCCUCCCGGGGACCUGCGUGUUAGGCCUGGGAAGACGGUCAUAUUUACCUGCCUGGCUCAGGUGGACUCCAAACUGACCCCCCCACACAUCCAAUGGAGGAGGAGUGGACAGAAGCUAAUGCAGUCGUACGCUGAGGACAAGUACACGUUUGAGGGCCCCGACCUGAUCGUGGCCAACGUGCAGACUGAGGACGAGGGGGUUUACACCUGUGAGGUCAUCACUAACCUGGAUAUGGCUGAGGCCAGCGGAUCCAUCACGCUAGUCGACCGUCCAGAUCCUCCCACCCAGCUCCAGGUCUCUGACCCUAAAGACCGUGGAGUGACUCUCAGCUGGACCGCUGGAGAUGACCACAACAGCCCUGUCAUAGAGUUUCGGGUGGAGUUUAAGGAUCAUGUUUCUAACGAGUGGGGUUGGGAGGAGCUGAAACGUGUUAGUGGAACCGAAGAGAGUGUGAACCUUGCCUUGCAGCCCUAUGUGUCCUACCGUUUCCGGGUCAUCUCUGUCAACGACAUCGGGAAGAGUGAUCCCAGCACGCCUUCUGACCUUCACAGCACGCCACCUCAAGCUCCAGACAACAACCCUGAGGAUGUGAGGAGUGAGUCUACAGACCCAGACACCCUGGUCAUCACAUGGGAGGAAAUGGACAGGCGUGUGUUCAACGGACCGGAGUUCCAGUACAAGGUGUUCUGGAGGAGGGUAGUAGGUGACGGCCCCACCUGGCACUCUAAUGUCACCACUGAGCCACCGUACAUUGUUACUGAAGUGGGCAACUUCUCAGCCUUCGAGAUCAAAGUACAGGCUGUCAAUCAGAAAGGGGAGGGACCUGAGCCAGACCCUGUCAUUGGCUACUCCGGAGAGAAUGUCCCCCUGGAGGCUCCUAUGGAUGUGGGUGUUGUGCUGCUCAACAGUACAGCCAUCAGGGUAACAUGGGCAGCAGUGGACAGAGAUACUGUCAGAGGACACCUACUGGGAUACAAGAUCCACCUGACAAGGUUCGGCUCCAGGGGCCACCACCGGGGUCGGAGGGCCAGAGAGCCGGAGAGCAGCAUGGUGGUGGAGACAGGGGCCAAUGAGGAGAAGAGGGUCCUGGGGGGCCUUAGACCCUACUCCCACUAUGCCCUCACAGUCACUGUGUUCAACAGCAAGGGAGAGGGGCCCCCCUCCGACCCCCCCCUGUCAUUCAGUACCGACGAGGGAGCUCCUGGCCCCCCCAUGUCUCUCCACCUGGAAAGCCCUGCAGAGACAGAGAUGACCCUUCACUGGACCCCCCCUUCUCAGCCCAACGGGGUUCUCAAAGGAUACCUGCUGCAGUAUCAACAGAUCGUGGAGAGUGAUGACAGCCCGGUGCAGGUGGAGACCAUAGACGACCACACGCUGACCAAACUGACCCUGAAGCAGCUGGACCCCAAGAGCCGUUACCGCUUCUACCUGAGGGGCCGCACCUCGGCCGGGGACGGAGAGCCCAUUACAAGGGAGGGCGCCACCACGCUGGACGGAGCUCCUCCGUCCAACAUCAGCUUGUCUGUAGGUGAGAAGUCUGUUAACCUGAGCUGGGUGCCAGGCCAGAGACACAGGAGUGUGGGCUUCCAGGUCCAGUACCUCAACAAGAACAGCGGUGGAAAGUGGAAGCAGUCUGAGAAGCUGAACUCGUCCCAGUCAUUCUACCAGCUGAAGGGUCUAACCCCAGGAUCACAGUACCGGCUCAGAUUUACCUUCAGCAACAACACCUUCUGGGAGACGGAGAUCAGGACAGAGGGAGCAGGAGUGGUGGAUGUGCAGACAGGCUUUGCUACUCAGGGCUGGUUCAUUGGGCUUGUGAGCGCCAUCGUGCUGUUGCUGCUGGUACUGCUCAUCCUCUGCUUCAUCAAGAGGAGCAAGGGGGGAAAGUAUUCAGUCAAAGAUAAGGAGGAGGGUCAGGUAGACUCUGAGGCGCGCCCCAUGAAGGAUGAAACGUUCGGAGAGUACAGACUUUGGAAAAGAUCUCUAGAAAGCGAUAACGAGGAGAAGCGGACAGCCAGCCAGCCGUCUCUGUGUGACGAGAGCAAGCUGUGUACCAGUGAGGACAACCUGGAUGGCUACAACAACGGCAGCAGUGCUGUCACCGAGGUGAACAUGGAGGAUUCCCUGGUCAGCCAGUACAGCCGGCCCAGCGAAGCCACCCCGGACCCGGGUACACUGCAAGACAGCUCCCCCCUCAACCCCACCGCCGCCACCCCAACACCCACCAACAACGGCCUGCCUAACUCGGUGGCCAUCUUAGAUUAGACUAAAGUUAAAGGCCGCCAUUUUAGAAUUAAGGUUACUAAGGCAACAGGACUGUCUGUCAGACCAAAACAUAUCUGUCAACAACAUGUCAACUAUAACAUGUCAAUGAUACAAACAUGUCCACAGCCAACACCCUUCUAGCUAUCUAUAAUACAUGGGUUUAUCUACUCGACUGACAUUUCCAUCGAUAAGUUCACUGACUAUAUGAUCAAUAUACUACUGACCAUUUAGAUACAUCUGUUGUUCAAUAGGGGAGAGUGGGGUAAGUUGAGCCAUGUUUUACAUUCACAAUCACCCAGUCAUUGGAACUAUAGCAUUCUUUCUAACAAAGAUAUCUACAUAUAUUUCAGGGUGUGUCUCCCUGGAAAUAAUCCAAAUGAAUAAACAUGAAAGUUUUGAAAACAGCUUAUCCAAAAAGAAGUGGUCUCUUUCCACAGUUUACCCUGGGUAUAGGAUAUGUUGAGCUACGCUACGGAGUAAAUUAAGCUGCUUACAAAUUUCUGUACUGAAAUAUUACCACUACCUUUUUAAAUGUAUUUCCCAAACCCAAACCCAAUUCCACACAACCACAAUAGAUUUUUUUUGUCUUUUAGUAAUUUAACAGAUGCACUAUGCAGAAAUUGCUCCGCCAUUUCCUGGUUGCAAAAAUUUGAAUAGUUCGCAUAAUUUCAGUUUCUGCGACAAAACAACUCAAAAUGGAAUAGAUUUCAGCUCUACAGUAUAUCUGACAUGGUACACGUGUCUUCUUUUUUGUAAGCUCAGAACCAUGUGUGUGAGGUGUAUACUUUGUUUCAAUGUAGGUUGGUGCUCACAAGAGACACUCUGUGUGACCCUGAUAUAGCCCACUUAAGCAUAUUUUAACACAGGCUUAACACCUAACAAACAAUUUGUACUAUUUUUUAACACUUUUAACAUCGGCCUAGCAUUAUGCCUGGGAAGAAAACACUUGCUCAACUUGCCAUUGUUUCAACCAUGGCUCAUCUUACUCCAUGGCCAUUGGCUCAACUUACCUCAAGGCAAACAUUUUGAUAAUAUUAGCCCAUAUAGCAACAAGGAUGCACUUUCAUGCUAGGUUUAGGACCUCAUAUUGAAUCUUAUAGAGAUCCCAAAUUAUGUAUAAAACCAUCUUUAAAUGAUCUACUUUGGUUUAGACGGAACCUCUAACACAAUAAAUUAAUUUGACUUGGUGAAAAUAAUUUUUGGGGACCUAACUUGCUUACCACUUUUCCAUGUGCUUUCAUCCUUCACAGACAGAUCCUACACAGAAAUUGUGACCUCUUCCUAAAUAUUUGGUCAAAUGAUACAUUUUGUGUGUGGUUUCCUAGAAACAAAGGCGGCUCGACUUACCCCUUUGGCUCAACUUGCACCACUCACCCCUAAUGUUAUCUCUCCAUCUGACAGACUAGACUAUUUGACCAAAGGAGUGUCCUUUUGAUAAGACUGACGUGACAGACAGACAGACAGACAGACCCACCUCAGCCUAAAGAUGUCCCGUGACCCGUCUUUCUCUAUGUAGUUUACAACAUACCUGAGUGACAGACCUUCAUAUCUCGUGACUCCCCCACUCUUUCUCUCUCACCCUCUAUCAAAUCAUUGUGACAUAUUGGACUGGGAGAGAACGAAUUAUGAAAAAACGAUGCUAGGAAGAGAAGCCAAUGUAAUUUCAGGUAUGAUGGUACACAGACAUGAAGGGAAGAUGUGGAUACAUGGGAAGGGAAUGAUUGACAGACAGAGGCUUGCGGGAGGAUACAGACAGCGCAAGCUAAUGUGGGUUACAAAUGGCAAGUCUUACAGAUGUUUAUUACGUUCACCUUUUUUAUAUUAUUUGCCAUGAUUUCAAUCUCUACAUCCACUUUUUUAUGUCUUUGACAGUUGGCAACAAUUUUUUUAUGAUUAAUUUAUUUUUCUACUAACUUUUUGAAUACAAAAAGUCAACAUGGUUUUGCUUUGUAUUUUCUCAUUUAAAAAAAAAAGAAAGAAUAUAUUGUUUUAUAGAUCAUUUGCAUAUAUGAGGUGAUUCAUAUUUAGAUUUGUUUUCUACAUAUUUCUACAUAAAUCAAGAUAAUCAUAAUUUUACCCUUGCCAGGUUUUCAUAGUAAAUGAAUUGGGUGAAAAUGCUGUAUAGCAUUAAGCAAAUCGGUGUAUUUUUGUGCAUUACAUCUAUCUAUCUAGCCAUAUACAGUAUUAUAGAUACAGUAUGUAUGUACAUGUUCAUUAUGAGUUCCAGUGCCUACUGGCCCUCUAUACAGAGCACCAGAUUACAUGCUUACUGUAGUCUAUUCUACUUUACUCUCGCCUUUUCACCACAAGUGUGAUGUCAUUAUUGGUAUGAUAAUGUAAUUUAUGUGUAGACCUCUUUGUGUACUAGCUUUCUGUAUUUGUUCUAUCUGUGUCUCUUUCUACGGUGUAUUAAACUAUGUCAGCUGUUAAACGUUAUCUUUCCCAUACCUCUUCAUGUCAUAGUAUAACAUAAUACUAUUGCACACUGUAAUGUGUGGUAGGAAGCAGUAUUUCUACAUAUUUACAGUUAGCAGGGAGUGAAAUACACACACACACACACACACACACACACACACACACACACACACACACACACACACACACACACACACACACACACACACACACACACACACACACACACACACACACACACA